GAUGCAGCGAAUUAACGCGAUCGACGAGGCGCGAGCGGACUCAUCUUACAGGGACCUGUGCUCGCUGGAGACUCUCAGAUCCGGAAAGAAGGGAUUCUUCCGAGAUUUCAGCGAAAACGCGACGCGAGUCGCCGGAGAGCGGUGGAUCUGCCAGGUUUUCGGACGGCUGACCAGCGACGAGCAAAGGAUUCGAGCCAUCUUCACCGAUGCCAAGGUGAAGGACACGGUGUUGGAAACGUUGAAUCGAACGGAGAUUCUGUACCGCGGCAAGGACGCCGACGUGUCCAGAGCGAGGAGGCUCGAGGGAUUCGAGGCCGCGACCGCAGGCGAUCGACGGAAAGCUCUGUUGCUCUUCGGUCAAGCCGUUCUUCGCGCUCCCCUUCCAGGAAAAUGCCGCACGGUCGAUCGAGGUCUCGGACUACCGCUCGCGCUCCUAGCCAGAGCCGAGACGUUUCUCGCCUGCAACGAGCACGAGCUCGCCCUUCGCGAUUUGAGUUUCGUCGAGGAAAUGGACGGCGAUCUGCCCAACGAGUUACGGACGACGUUUGCUCGGACGAAGGAGGCGUGCGAGACGUUCGUACGUGCGAACGGAAAGAAGCUGUUGCUCGCGAGAACAUCGUCGCGAGAUAAAGCUGCGGCCCGAGUGGCCAGCGACGAGAAUCCGCGGCUGCCGGGCGCCUCCAGCUUGCUCGACAUCGAGGAGACGGAGAACGCGGGCAAACGAGCGAUCGCCGCCGAACCGAUCGAACCGGGGGACAGGUUGGUCGUGGAGGCGCCGUACGCGGCUACUCUGCUGCCGGAAUUCUUCGGUACGCAUUGUCAACAUUGUUUCUCGAGAUUCGUAGCACCGAUAGGAUGUCCGGACUGCAGCAGCGUCGCCUUCUGCGGCAGAGAGUGCAGAGACGCGGCGAUGACCAGCUACCAUAAAUACGAGUGCAAAGUUCUCGCGCUACUGAUAGGUAGUAUGGAACGAGCGAUUCUCGAAAUAAUCGAUAUAGACGGUGUUUCGCACCGAGAGGCAACCGCUUUCGUCGUUUCGUCAGGUUCGGGUAUGAGCGUUUUGAGCAUGCUCGCUCUGCGAAUGACCACUCAGAGCGGACUGACCGGCUGCAUCGAGAUCUGCCGCGCGUUAAGUUGCAACGAGAAGGAACAGGUCGCACGACCGUGCACGCAAGCACAGGCGAAACUUAGCAAGUCGGCGAAACGUCGUUCGAGAAGGAGGAAACUGCGCGAUUCGAGACGCGAGCAACCCGCGGAGCAAGUCCCUCGUGGAACGGAGCGAGAGAAACUCGUGGAAGGAGACGCGGCCGAUCUGCGGGUGUACGAUCUCGUUACGCACGAGAAACACAGAACGGCUAAGGAUUUCUUCGAGAGAUCGCUGAUGGCGGCCUUUCUUCUCAAGUGUUUGCAGAGAGUCGGCUUUUUCGAGACAGUGACGAGAGACGGAGAGACGCCCAACGAUCGAGAAAUCGCGGUGGCCGGCCUGCUGCUGAAACAUCUUCAGCUGCUGCAAUUCAACGCUCACGAGGUGUUCGAGACGCGACUCGGAAACGAACAUCGGUUCCGCGGUAGCAGGCCCCUUUACAUCGGGGUGGCCAUCUAUCCGACCGUUGCACGCUUCAAUCACGACUGUUAUCCCGCGGUAACCAGAUACUUCGUCGGUCGAUCUAUCGUGAUUCGGGCGAUUCGCAGUCUCCGAGCCGGAGACGCGGUGGCUGAAAAUUACGGGCCGAUUUUCACCAAACGAAGCCUGGAGGAUCGACGGAGAACUCUCGCCGCGAGAUACUGGUUUCGUUGCGAGUGUACCGCUUGCCGCGAAGAUUGGCCACGCUUCGAGACUUUGACCAACGACAUGGUCAGACUGAGGUGUCCGACCGAGGGAUGCUCCAAGCUACACCCGCGUCCCCGAGAUCCCGACAGAUCCAUCGAAUGUUCGUCCUGUCGACGAAGAAUCAACCUGCGAGAACCGAUGGACCGGGUGCGCGAGUGCGAGCACCUGUACGCCGAGGGAUUCGCCGCGAUGGAGGAGGAACAACCCGAGAGAGCGUUGAAGGCGUUCUUCGAGGCAGCCAGCAAAUUUCACAGAGUGGCCGUACCUCCUCACAAGGACACGCACCUGGCGGAAAUCGCAGCCAGUGCCUGUAUGGCGGACGAAGGCAACGUCUAUCGGCCCGAUUCCUUCCCGAUCGCUUUCCGUGAGUGAAUCUCAGCGGAGCCGAUCGAUUCCGAAACCAACGGGAAAUCGAACGACCGUCGUACGCUCGUUCCAGGCAGCUUUCUCUCAUCUUCAAGGUCGUUCGAAUAAAGAUGUUAAAAAACGUUGAGGAGCGCAACUUCUUUUGCUGAAAUCGCGCGCGAAAGGAUCGGGGAAAAGGGAGAAGAAAGUGAGCUCGACGCAAACGUAAGAAACUUCACCUUCGGUUCGUGAGUUUUGCGAUUUUUUUGGCAUUUAUUUUUUAUAAUGCACAUGUUUCGUGAAAAAAUUAAAUUCCGUAUAUGAAAGUAGCUUUUCAAAGUUUCGCAUUUCGGUACAAAAUUCACUGGGGUUUCGAGGAAAUGAGAAUAUGAAAGAUGCGGAUCGGAAAUCGGACAAGGAAAGGGUAAGGGUAAGGGUAAGGGUGAGGGUGAGGGUGAGGGUGAGGGUAAGGAGAGAUGUAAGGAUAGGGACAAGGACAAAGGUGAAAGCGAAGACAGGGAUAACGGGGAAGGUAAAGAUGAAGGUAAGGGGCAAGGACGAGGAGAGCAGGAUGGAUCGCCGGGGUGGUUUCGAUCGAGCGGCGACACGUGGGACGCGCGCGGCAAACGCGGCGCAUCCGUGUCGCGACCGGCAAGAUUUACGUCUCCUCCUUUACGUGUAAUUAGACGACUACCCUCUCUCUCUCUCUCUCUUCUUCGAGACACGGGAGCGUUCUCUCGAUUCUCCCCUUUCUUUCGCUCCUUUUUCUUUUUUCAUCAUCCGUUCCGUCCCGCGCGCUCCGGGACGACUCUCUCAUCAUCGAGAUCGCUCCUCGCGAAAAGCUGAAUUAAAACUAAUUGACUGUCGCAGCGAGUGGUACGCGAAUCGUGACGCGCGACCUUCUCGAUCUCGUUCCUCGUGGAGAAACGAGCGCGAUUUCAAAGACACGCGCCGCGCUAGGGGGAACGAUACGAGAGUAUCGAGAGCGCCGAGUACGAUUCCUACUCGACGCAUUUCCACAGGCCUUCGAAACGCGAACGCGCCGACGUUACAAUUCGUUCGAGGGAUCACCGUUCGCGACCGUGCGCGCUCCGUGCUCGCCGUUCACUUCAAACGCGGUACAAGUUCGACGUUACGUUGCCUGCUAGCAUACUGGUCCGCGCACGACUCCUCUUUUUUUUCUCUUUGCUUCUAUUUCUUUUUUAAUUCCGAUAUUCACUUCCAACACAUGCAUCGUUCUUUUUUCCGCAUACAAUUACAACGUUCUGCGUCCAGGAGUCGUUUACCUUAUUUUCUUU
Messenger RNA from Bombus huntii, 3474 nucleotides. Its product is annotated as SET and MYND domain-containing protein 4-like. NCBI's taxonomy places the organism in Eukaryota, Metazoa, Arthropoda, Insecta, Hymenoptera, Apidae. The transcript has 8 exons. Bases 2 to 2203 code for a protein of 733 amino acids. Gene Ontology annotation, molecular function: protein binding. The record is from RefSeq and is a predicted model, not a curated record.